Drosophila navojoa is the source of this 947-nucleotide messenger RNA. RefSeq names its product Glutathione S transferase O2 (gene GstO2). Gene Ontology annotation, biological process: glutathione metabolic process. Gene Ontology annotation, molecular function: glutathione transferase activity; glutathione dehydrogenase (ascorbate) activity. The record is from RefSeq and is a predicted model, not a curated record. Gene Ontology annotation, cellular component: cytoplasm. NCBI's taxonomy places the organism in Eukaryota, Metazoa, Arthropoda, Insecta, Diptera, Drosophilidae.
AUUCAGCUGUUAGACAUAAAAGCUUCGUUCGGUAACAAAACCAGAGAGAAAAAUUUCGUAUGUAGAUUAUAAAUUGUUUACAAACUCAAAGUUUGUUAUCAAAUAGCAGCUGAGCACGAAAGUGAGCGCUACGAUAUCAUUGACAUCAUGAACGUGCUGAAACACUUUAAGAAAGGUUCGCCCAAGCCUGAGCUGCCAAAUGAUGGAGUCUUGCGCCUCUACCUUAUGCGGUUUUGCCCCUACUCCCAGCGCGCUUCGCUGGUGCUGGCUGCCAAACAUAUUCCACAUCACAAGAUCUACAUUGAUCUGUCCGAGAAACCCGAGUGGUACACCGACUUCAGUCCACUGGGCAAGGUGCCAGCAAUUCAGUUAACUGCUGUGCCUGGCCAACCGGCUCUCGUGGAAUCUUUAGUCAUCGCCGAGUAUCUGGAUGAGCUGUACCCGGUGCGUCGGCUGCUUCCCGAAGAUCCCUUGCAGAAGGCUCAAGAUAAAAUACUCAUUCAGCGCCUGUCCCCAGCUAUCGAUGCCGUGUAUCCCGUGUUGUUCACCAAAGAUCCACCAGAGGAUGCAUUGCCUAAUUUCGAGAAUGCUUUGGAUGUAUUCGAGCAGGAGCUGACCAAGCGUGCAACGCCCUACUUUGGUGGCGCCCAAAUUGGAAUGGUUGACUAUAUGAUCUGGCCUUGGUUCGAACGAUUUCCAGCACUCAAGCAUGUAGUGCCCGGGGAAUAUGAACUGGACAGAGCUCGCUAUGCUAAACUACUCGAUUGGGUUGAUCUGAUGGAAAAAGAUGAGGCUAUCAAGGAAAUAGCGCUGGAUAGCGAGACGCAUGCCCAAUUCAUGGUCACGCGCCAGGAAGGCCAGCCCAACUAUGAUAUAGCUUUCCCAGUUGCUACAGAAGAACUCAUGGAAUAAUUCAGGCCCAAUAAUAAAUUACUCUUGAAAUGUGA